Messenger RNA from Tachysurus vachellii, 2460 nucleotides. It is a transcript of the gene lsg1, whose product is annotated as large 60S subunit nuclear export GTPase 1. The record is from RefSeq and is a predicted model, not a curated record. NCBI's taxonomy places the organism in Eukaryota, Metazoa, Chordata, Actinopteri, Siluriformes, Bagridae. Gene Ontology annotation, molecular function: GTPase activity; GTP binding. Gene Ontology annotation, biological process: ribosomal subunit export from nucleus. Gene Ontology annotation, cellular component: cytosol. The coding region runs from base 30 to 1952 and encodes 640 amino acids. The transcript has 14 exons.
UUCGGGACACGUAGGCAGUGUUGUAGCGUAUGUUGAGCUCCACACGCGUGUUGAUCAUCAUGGGGAAGAAGAAGGCUCAUGCAGAAGGGACAGGUUUAGGGAGAACUUUAAUGAAGGACAGACUGAAUGCAGCCCAAGGACACAGAAGGCGCGACACAUGGCUCCACACCAGUGAACUGAAUGACGGAUACGAUUGGGGUCGUCUGAAUUUACAGUCUUUAACAGAACAGAGUUCUUUGGACGACUUUCUGGCCACAGCCGAACUCGCCGGAACAGAGUUCACUGCAGAGAAGCUGAACAUCAGAUGGGUUCCAGCUGAAGCCAGGAGCGGUUUACUGACCGCUGAAGAAUCCAAUAGACUAAAGAAACUUCAUGAAGAUAACAGACAGCUCCUUCGCAUCCCACGAAGACCGCACUGGGAUGUGAACACGAGCCCCGAGAUCCUCCAGCAAGCUGAGAGAGACACUUUCCUGACAUGGAGGCGAGAGCUGGCAAGGCUGGAGGAGGAGCAGAAGCUGAUUCUUACGCCUUUUGAGAGGAACCUGGAUUUUUGGAGGCAACUUUGGAGAGUUAUCGAGAGAAGUGAUGUCGUGGUUCAAAUAGUCGAUGCUAGAAACCCUUCGCUGUUCCGCUGCCCAGAUCUGGAGAAAUAUGUCCUGGAGGUGUCCAGUCACAAGGUGAACAUGCUGCUGUUGAACAAAGCGGAUCUGCUGACCCGAGAGCAGCGUCGCGCCUGGGCAGAGUAUUUUCAGAAGGAAGGCAUCAGAGCGGUGUUCUGGUCCGCGCUGGCCGAGGCACAGCGGCUGGAAGCUGAAGAAAAGAGAGAAGCCCUCGAACAGCUCAGUGAUGCCGAACUGAACAUGGAGAAGAUGUCGGUUCACCCCAGCGGACCCGAGGUCUCGCAGAAGAGCAGUGAAGAUGAAGAAGAAGAAGAAGAGGACACAACAGCAAGUUUUGAGGACUGUACCUCAGAGACAGACUGGCAGACCUGCUCGGAGCCAUCAGGAGAUGAAGAGGAGAAAGAGAAGCCUUCAGUCUGCGGCUCAUUUUAUAACUCCAGUCGUCUGCUGCGCAAAGACGAGCUGCUCGAAAUGUUUAAAUCUGCACAUUCUGGAGCCAAGUGUAAGGAAGGCCAACUAACAGUAGGACUGGUGGGUUAUCCUAACGUUGGAAAAAGCUCCACCAUCAACACCAUCUUUAGGAAUAAGAAAGUCUCCGUGUCUGCUACACCUGGACACACCAAGCACUUUCAGACGUUGUUUGUUGAACCAGGUCUGUGCCUGUGUGACUGUCCUGGCCUGGUCAUGCCUUCCUUUGUGUCCACCAAAGCUGAAAUGAUCUGUAGUGGGAUUCUCCCUAUCGACCAGAUGCGAGACCACGUCCCAGCCGUCUCUCUCGUUUGUCAGACCAUUCCACGCGCCGUGAUGGAGGGAACCUACGGCAUCAACAUCGUCCGACCGAGAGAGGACGAGGACCCGGAUCGAACUCCCACCGCCGAGGAACUGCUUUCAGCUUACGGAUAUAUGAGAGGCUUCAUGACAGCACACGGUCAGCCAGACCAGUCCAGAUCAGCCCGCUACGUUCUGAAAGACUACGUUAACGGAAAGCUGCUCUAUUGUCACCCACCUCCUCACAUCGUUGCUAAAGACUUCCAGCCUCAGCACUUAAAGUUUGUAAAUCAAACCAUUAACGUCGGUCCUUCCACGUGUGUCAGUAAACCUAGCAAAGUCAAACAGAUCGAAAACACUGUGGAUAAAACUUUUUUUCACCAAGAAAACGUCCGGGCGCUGACGAAGGGAGUGCAGAUGGUGAUGGGGUACAAACCAGGCAGCGGUCCACAAGCGCAGGGAAAAGCAGGUGCAGAACAACAAGCUGGGAAACCAUGGAAAAAACACGGCAACCGGAACAAGAAGGAGAAAGUAAGAAGACUCAACAAGCACCUGGACGCUUGAACACCGCCGCGACGUGGAAAAGGAACAAAGACAAACAGUUUCUGUCUGAGGCUGAGGGUCUAAAUGGGAAUAUUUGGACUUCUAAUAAAAACCUUUUUUUCUGAAAAUAGAUUCGCAGUUCCACCAUGAACAUAUAUUUAUGCCUGAUCCAAUAUGAUUUUGUAUUAACGAUGUUCUGAUAGUUUACAUACAAUAUAUAUCCUAAAUAUACCGUACAGUUACUCAUGUAACAGGUUCUGUCUCAGCCGCACAUACCCGGGGGGAAUUUGGGGGGGAGUGUCCUCCAUGGUGCCCUGAGACUGAUGACGUUCUCACCUCGCACUCAGUGCAACCUUGACCUGGAUAAAGUGGUUAAUGAAAGUGUGUGUGUGUGUUGUACAUUCCACUGUGUAUUUAAAAGUGUCAUACUUGACAGGACCUUUUCCACAUUCUUUUUUUUUUAAAGUGGGUAUCAAGGGUUUUGUCAAUAUAUACAUAAAUAAAAUAAAAAGAUUGUAGUCAUAUUUUA